AAGCUUAGGAUCAUCCUGCGUGAUUACUCUGCAUUUUUAUUUCGAGAACAGUGCUCUAUCAGCGUCUCGGAUUCGUCAGCAUUGGACGAUAUAUACCAUCCGUUGACUGUGUGGUAGUGACACAAGCACAACGACCGUCCGACCCACUGGAUUUCAUACGCAAUUCCACAAUGAUCUUCAUAAACACGUUCUCCAUCGCCCUGGCCCUUGCGCCUGCUACCCUCUUCGCGGCACCCACCAGGACGAUCGACUCGAUAGCACUCAUCAUCCCGAGAGAUGCCAUCUUGCCGCGCAUGAUUGAUCAAAUGGAUCAGGCCAGUGCUACAUGCGAUCUGUCGAAUGCUGCUCUUCCUGCCACAUCCGGUCUUCCAGCUAUCGGUGCCGGCCUCAAGCUUAAGCACAUCGCGGUCGGUCGCGGUAUACAGAACUACACAUGCGCAACCGCCGCAGCGACCGAGACACCCAAGGCCAUUGGUGCAGUAGCCUCACUCUUCAACGCUACCUGCGAUGGCGUCCACGCCCCUGCUGUGCUUGCGUCUGUUACUAAGAUCGCUAUUGGAUACUCCAUCCCGGACACCAAGCUGGCUGAGGGCAGGCUUUCUGGCCACCACGAAUUCACCGAGAAGGGCGUUCCAUUCUUCAAGCUGCAGACCGAUAAGGUUAAUUUCGGCACUGUCCAUGUCGGAGACCCGAAGAAAAUGGAUGCGCCCAAAGAUGCCAGCGAGGGCCCUAAUGGUCUCGGCAGUGUCCCGUGGCUGAAGCUCACUCAUGUCGAUGGCGACUACCAGGAGGUCUACCGGAUCAAUACUGCUGGAGGUGUUGCGCCCAAGACCUGCGAGGGAGUACAGGGCAACAUCAGUGUUGAUUACGCCGCCGAAUACUGGUUCUUCGCAUGAGCUUUGUCGGCGACGGUGCGUGAAGGUCGCUUGAGUAGUUUGUACAGAGCAUCUAUCGGCGUUGGAAGGCGUUUCCGGUUUCAAUCAUCUAAUCUGGCACUCGUGGGUCGU
This is a messenger RNA of Didymella exigua CBS 183.55, 1007 nucleotides long. RefSeq lists its product as uncharacterized. The transcript is spliced from 2 exons. Bases 171 to 896 code for a protein of 241 amino acids. NCBI's taxonomy places the organism in Eukaryota, Fungi, Ascomycota, Dothideomycetes, Pleosporales, Didymellaceae. The record is from RefSeq and is a predicted model, not a curated record.